GCUUUGUUUACCAAUUGACAUUGUAAGAUCACUAAUCAUUCUGACCUCCAAACAGACAAAAAGUUCAGUCGGGUAUCCGAAGGAGAGAAGAAAUGACGUUGUCUUUUGCUUCGUUGACUGUUUUGGUCGCCAUGGUGGCCCUCACCUUGGGCCAACAAGAAGGUCUCUUCAUCACGAGUAUCGAGGUGAAAACCGCCGAUGGGUUUUACUCGAGCAUGACUUUGGGCUUCAUCGAUAUUGAAAUCAUCAACAAGGACGUCGAAAUCUGUCGCAUCAGCCACCUGAACAGUGAUGAGAACGACUUCACCCAGAAUCAAAUCAACGAGUUCGACGGCAGUGACUUGGAGGAAUGCAGGGAUUUUCCUCUUCCUGGUAAUGAGAUCGCUUUACUUCGAUUGAUCCAUAGUGGACCUGAUGCUUGGACACCCGAGUGGGUUCGUGUCUACAAUAACAACGGAACCUUCUUGGAAUGUCCCGAUGGU
Messenger RNA from Tigriopus californicus, 482 nucleotides. RefSeq lists its product as uncharacterized. Gene Ontology annotation, molecular function: protein binding. NCBI's taxonomy places the organism in Eukaryota, Metazoa, Arthropoda, Copepoda, Harpacticoida, Harpacticidae. The record is from RefSeq and is a predicted model, not a curated record.